CAAUGUCAAUCUCUGCUUUCCUCUGCUCAUUUUGGUCCCUUGAUUCGGAUGAAGUCAAACAAAUUUCAACCGCCAUUUUCUUAGUCUCCGUCGUCACUUUUGCUCUUUUCUGGUUCCGAUCAAAAGUCCGGCGUCCCUCUUUGCCUCCGGGCCCCCGUGGCCUGCCGCUGGUCGGAUACCUUCCAUUUUUAUUGCGAAAUAUCCACCGCACAUUCGCCGAUUUGGCCGAAAUCUACGGCGCUGUUUUCAAGCUCAGGAUCGGAAACAAGCUGUGCGUCGUUCUUAACUCCCCUUCCUCCAUCAAUGAAGCCUUCCGCCACCACGAAACUGUCUUCCCCAACCGAGAUACCACCGUUUGUGCUCUUCUCUGCAGCUACGACGGCUCCGGCAUUGUCUUCACCCAGGACGGCGACGAUUGGAAGAAGCUGAGGAAAAUCUUCGUCCGGAAAAUGCUUAGCAAAUCAUUUCUCGAUGCGUCUUAUUCUGUCCGAAGACAAGAGGUGAGAAAAGUGAUUAAAGGCGUGUUUGAAUCGGCCGGAACCCCAAUAGACAUCGGCAAAGUGGGUUUCCUUGCUACUAUGAAAUCGGUUUUGGCAAUGACAUGGGGCGACUCCGGGCGGCUGAUCGGAGAGGAUGGGAUUGAUUUGGAUGUUAAGUUCAGGGCAGUGAUGGAUGAACUGGCGGUGCUGCUUGGAACUCCUAAUUUGUCGGAUAUUUUCCCGAUAUUGGGUUGGUUUGAUUUGCAGGGAAUUGCGAGUAGAACGAAGAAGGCGAUGCGUGUUUGUGAUGAGAUUCUGAAUACCGCCAUUGAAGAACAGAGGAAGACGGGAGGAAAUGGUGUGGUAAAGGGAGGAUAUUUGCAGUUGCUGUUAGAGCUCGAGGACGACCAAGAUAAUUCAAACCCCAUUACAGAUGACCAACUCAAGGCCUUGCUAUUGGACAUGGUCAUUGGUGGAACCAAAACAACAGUGACAACAAUUGAGUGGGCGAUGGCGGAGCUAAUGCAGCAUCCAAACACAAUGAAGAAAGUGAAAGAAGAGCUAAGAGAAGUGGUGGGUUUAGACGCAGCAGCAGAAGAAUCUCACAUGCCCAAAUUAAGCUUUCUAAAUGCAGUGGUCAAAGAGACGAUUCGUUUACACCCACCUAUAUUUCUCUUGGUGCCUCGUAGCCUCACCAGCACAAUCACCCUUGAGGGCUACUCCAUCCCAAAGGGUUCCGCCAUGUAUUGCAACAUUUGGGCCAUUCUAAGAGACCCUAAAGUUUGGGAGAACCCCUUAAAGUUCAUGCCAGAAAGGUUCUUGAAUGAAGGUGGUGGGAAAUACGAGCUUGGUGGGAGUGCCAUGGAGUUCAGCCCGUUUGGAUAUGGCAAGAGGUCAUGUCCAGGGAUCCCUUUGGCUGAGAGGAUGUUGAUGCUCAUAUUGGCGUCGUUGUUGCAUGCUUUUGAGUGGGAAUUGCCUCAACAUUCAGUGCUUGAUUUCGAUGAGAAGUUUGGAGUUGUCAACAAGAAGUUGAACCCUUUGGUUGCUAUUCCUACGCCAAGGCUAUCCAAUUUGGACCUCUAUUUGGUUUGA
This is a messenger RNA of Cucurbita pepo subsp. pepo (vegetable marrow), 1571 nucleotides long. Its product is annotated as sugiol synthase. Gene Ontology annotation, molecular function: iron ion binding; heme binding; oxidoreductase activity, acting on paired donors, with incorporation or reduction of molecular oxygen. The record is from RefSeq and is a predicted model, not a curated record. NCBI's taxonomy places the organism in Eukaryota, Viridiplantae, Streptophyta, Magnoliopsida, Cucurbitales, Cucurbitaceae.